GACCACAUAUUAAUAUUUUUAUUACCUUUUUUUUUGUGUAAAAAAAAAAAAAAACAAUUUAAAUAAGUUUAUUCGUCAAAAGAAAGUAAUCAGCGUCGUGAAUCAGAUAUUCGUCUAUCCUAGUAAGUGACGUUUGUUUGAAAAUUCAACAAAUCUAUGGUAACUAAAUGAGCUUUACGGACUCUCAAUCUUAACAUUGAAUGUCAAACGUUGACAUAAUCUUACCAGUUCUUGGAAAUCCCAUAUCCUCUCAGAGAAACUCAAUAACAGCAAUUUAAUGGCAGAGAAGCAACUAAUAUCUCUGUUCGACGAUGAAUAUUGUACUAAAUAUACUAUUCUCAUCGCGAGUACAUUGGGCCGUAUGAAAGAGUCCAGAGACUCUGCUUUUUACGAAAAUGAACAUCAAUUGUCGGGUGAAGAAAUAAAAGAUUUAGAAUUGUUCCAUGAAAGGUUUGAUGAGUGGGCUAUAACGGUUGUAAAAAGAACAGGAAGUGCUUUAGACCCAUCCACGCCUAAGGAUGCGACGGAAGUCCGGAAAUUCGACUAUUUUAGCGAAGCAGAAAAGGGUGAAUGUUUUGUAAAAUGUUUGCUUCUUCUUUUAAUCUCUUUAGGAGAUUAUUCAUCCAAUUCGCGCCAACUACUUUAUCUUAUUUCAAGAGACUUAAGUCAGCCUGAAGAAGUCCCCCACAAGGCAGAGUUUAUCACGUCGUCUAUGCUACUAGAAACUUUUGAAAAACUCGAAUCAAACGAAAAAAUGUAUGAACUAUCUCAAACCCAGCAACUCCGGAAGCGCAUUACUAUGGGAUUAGCUGGCGUUGCCGGAGGGGCAUUGAUCGGUAUUACAGGCGGACUGGCUGCACCUUUUGUAAUCAGCGGAUUAGGAGUACUAUUCGCAGGACUAGGACUUGGUACAGUGAUUGGGGCUUCUUAUUUGGGGGCUGUGAUUACAUCUGCUCCUAUGAUUACCACACUUUUUGGAAGCUUUGGGGCAAAAAUGAGUAUUGAUCAAGUUCAUGCGGUUUCACGAGGGAUUCAGGAUUUUGAAUUUCUUCCAUUAAAUGUUUCUUCUAACCUUUCCAUGACAAUUGGUGUGGCCGGAUGGCUUGAAAGCGGUCAAGAUGCUGCAGAUGCAUGGUAUCCUUUAACCAUUGGUGAUAAAUCAUAUUAUUGGGGGGAUUUGUAUGCUUUAAAAUUUGAAGUUCAAGCCUUGAUUGAUUUAGGGAAAGUUAUAUCUCGCAUUUUAUUUGCAACCGGGUUGGGUUGGGUCCAAGAUGAAGUUAUUAAACGAACCGUUUUGGCUCCUUUAGCUGCUGCUCUUUGGCCUUUAAGCCUUUUAAGAAUCGGGAAUAUAUUGGGUAAUUCUUGGAGAGUGGCAUUUAACCUUUCCAUUAAAGCUGGUGAAGCUCUUGCCAACGCUCUGUGUAUGAGAGCGCAAGGACAACGUCCAGUUACGUUGAUCGGAUUCUCUUUGGGAUCAAGAACUAUAAUUGAAUGUUUGCUUAAAUUAGCUGAUCGAGGCGAAAUUGGCAUCGUAGAGAAUGUCAUAUUGAUGGGAACCCCAUCAUCUACAGACCCAAAGCUUUGGAGGAGAAUGCGAUGUGUUGUUUCAGGAAGAUUUGUAAAUGUUUAUUCUAAGUAUGACUACGUCCUGCAACUGGCUUAUAAACUGAACAGCAUUCAAGCCCAUGCUGCAGGCUUGGAGCCCAUUGCUGUAAACGCAUCAUGCGUAGAAAACGUUGACGUUGGCGACUUGAUUGAAGGACAUCUUCAGUAUCGUUGGCUUCUCCCAAAAAUAUUAAAGGAGCGACUUGGAUAUUCUCACAUAUCAGAUAAAAUGAUUGUACAGCUUCAAAUGAAAGAAAAAGACUUUGAACAGUCUCAGCGUGAACAUUUCGAUAAAACUACGGAAGAACAAGAAAUUAUAUUUGAUGCUUCAGAUCAUUCCAAAUAAAUCAAUGAAGCUUGGUAACUCACAAAAGUAUCAAAAUAUAUUUAUUGUUAAGCUUUUUGGUUAUUUAUUUUUGCAACUUGCUAGGAUUCUAUUUUCGAAAUGUUCUUUUCUGCAAUCUGGUUCAUUCCAAACGUUAUCAAUGAUUUUACAUGUCUAAUUUCUUUCCUAUACUAAUUACUUAAUUCUACAAAUCAAACCAUUCUCCUUUUCAGUUAGUUUAUGUUGAUUCUCUUUAAAAUAAUAUCGUAAAUUGUUUCACCUGCUAGGAAGGAGUAUCUGUCCUUUACAAAAAUUUUCUCAACAGUUU
Molecule: messenger RNA, 2258 nt
Organism: Schizosaccharomyces cryophilus OY26
Lineage: Eukaryota; Fungi; Ascomycota; Schizosaccharomycetes; Schizosaccharomycetales; Schizosaccharomycetaceae
Product: DUF726 family protein
Exons: 1
Coding region: 278-1951 (557 amino acids)
Source: RefSeq, a predicted model, not a curated record